This is a messenger RNA of Naegleria fowleri, 792 nucleotides long. RefSeq lists its product as uncharacterized. NCBI's taxonomy places the organism in Eukaryota, Heterolobosea, Eutetramitea, Acrasida, Naegleriidae. The coding region runs from base 1 to 792 and encodes 263 amino acids. The record is from RefSeq and is a predicted model, not a curated record. The transcript has 2 exons.
AUGAAAAUGAAAGGACUCUCCUCUUAUUCUGUUUCAAAUAAGAGAAAAGAUUUUCAACACCAAACAAGUAGUAGCUCAUUGGGAAAUAAAAAGAAGAUCGUGCACGAUCACUCGGUUGAUGAUCGUCCCGAAAAAACAGAGGAAACUCAAAUCCAAUCUAAAUGUGGUGAUGUCAUCUCUUACAUGGUUCAAACUAUUGAUCGGAAUGGGCUCACAAAAUCAUCUCAGGAUGUGAUGAAUGAACAAUUAGAGGCUGCUCAUUUCUCUAUGGAAACUGGUUUGUAUAUUGUUUGGAGAACGAGGAAUAAGGGAGCUUGUGGAGCAUACUCUCAACAUUCGUUCCGAGAUUGUUCUCGAAUAGCUCCAAGCUCAAUUUGUUUUUGUGGCCACCCUUUGAAAGAUCACUUUAAGAAAAACAAUGGAAUCAUUUCCGGUUGUUCUUCAUGCAAGGGAUGUAAAAUGUUCGAAUACAUCCCAACAAGACCAGCAGAGACGGGUGAGUUUUGGCUGGAACAUCGAACAGAUUUUAAUCCUCAAAAAUAUGAAGUGAAAUGCAAAUGCAAACAUUCUUUCAGAUAUCACAAAUGUCCAAGCAAGCGAUGCACUGUACCUUCUUGUAAAUGCCAAAGUUUCACCAGCUCAUUUCUUUGUGUUGUUUGCAAUGAACAUUGGGAAGAGCAUGAUACUAUUGCUGAAACAAGAGAAGAACGUAUUCAACAAAAACUUCCUGUUGAUGAUGAUUACAUUCUCUUUUCUGAAUCUCCAUCACUUCAAAGAGUUGUUUUUAGAUAA